CGAACCGGUUAUGCCCUGAAGCGCUUGUUUUGCUCGUGUUGUGGCCAUUGACUGUUUCUGUGAGUCCGGACUGAGCGAAGCCUCGGUAAAAUCCGCUUACUCGCACGAGGUUGUAGUAUUUUCGUGGCUGGAUGUGUCUUCCUUUCUUACGCACAGUACCGCUUAUAAAGGCGUAAAAAGUGAAGGGUAAUCGUAAAAAUACCCUUCGUGAGGUGCCAGGUCAGAGUUGGGGCUCAGCCAGGCCCUGUGUGUGUGUUGCAACCGCCUAAACGUUGACAGGAGAAACGUUGCCCAGAAAGACGACCGGAUUACAUCAUCACUGUCUCGGGGUUCCCAGUGUGGCCCCGCGGCUUGGUCUGUGUGGUUGUGACCGUGGCUGGCUAGAAGGGCAGCGAGAGAGUUGUGUGAUGCGGCGUUAUAUUGAUUUGCCAAGGUUGUGCUUCUCUUACUAUUGUCUGGUGCAGCUGGAAGGCUACUAAACUUCACCGACUCACGCUUCACCUCACCUCUCCUCUGCAUGUCUGGCGGCGCCCCGACCUUCCUGCGGAUAUUGACCUAUUGAGUCCUUGAGGGUUCAUCACACACCUGUUUUUGCUCGCGACUGUUCAUCAUACACAUCUGGCUUUGACUUUGCAUAUGAUUGUACUGUACUGUGCUCUACGUGGUGUUCUUAAGGAGGUGUUCAAUGUAAGUGGAUUUUAAGCGUGUGUGUGUGUCUUCGUUUUUGGCUGUGUUUGUGUUGGCGUGAAAUUUCGGCAUCACGUGGUUAUGACAUAAUUUACCUGUACCAAGAUCGUGGCGAAAGGUACAGGUAUCUCUUGAAGGUGAAUGCAACCCCGCUCAACUCUCAUAAAGCCUCAGACACAACGAAUAACUGAUUAUUGGCCGUGGGAAGAGAUGAAUAAGACACAAACAAACAAAAAACUAACCACCGUUCACAUCCGCUAAAAAGUGUCGAAAGUUAAUCAUCGAACAGGGAAAGGACACAGUAACAUUCAAUCGCCCAACACCGCCGCUUAAAGACGACAACAUAAGCAACACAUGCUCGAGUGUUGGCGGUGUGGCCGAUAACGUGUGGAGGUCGGUGUUGCGAGGCCCGGAGGAGUAACACUUUGAGUCUGCAGGGUGUGGGCGAGGGUGCGGGCUGCUGCUGCUGGUGCUCCUCCUGCUGGUGGUGUUGGUGCUGCUGCUGCUGUUAGCGUGUUGUUGAAGAAGCCCGAGAUGGAUUGGUACACGGACUGGCCUCACACGCUGGUGGGCCUCACGCUGGGCGCCGGCUGCCUCCUCUAUUACCUCUUCGAUGCUGCUAAGGUGCCGGUAGUGGCUUGUCGGCGCGGCGCGUGGCGGGGCUUCCUGGAGCAACACCUCACCAUCCUGCAGGAGAGGUACUGGCCCACGCCCUGGUGCUAUGAGUCCCGCUGCCAGACCAUCAUGGCCUCCGUGCUGCGGGCCAGGCUGCCGGACGUAAAAUACAAAAGGGAGAUGCUGGAGCUAAAGGACGGGGGUCAGGCGUGUCUGGACUGGCUGGACGACGGGCUGGAGGGGGAGGACGCGCACCCCACCGUGCUCAUCCUGCCGGGCCUCACGGGCUCCUCCCAGAGCGAGUACGUCAAGAGCUUCGUCUUAGCCGUGCAGGAGUCCGGCGCCCGAUGCGUCGUCUUCAACAACAGAGGCCGCGGCGGCGUUCAGCUCAAGACCGCUCGGACGUACUGCGCGGCGAACAGCGACGACCUAGAGGAGGCGAUCCAGCACGUGCACAGGAGGUACCCGCACGCGCCGCUCAUGGCCACGGGGAUUUCGCUUGGGGGUAUGAUCUUAGGUAACUACUUGGUGACGCGACAGGAACGAGCCGCAGAACACCUCGUGGCCGCCAUGGUGCUCUCAAUCCCCUGGAACGUGUUCGUGGGCACGCAGAGCCUCGAGAAGCCCCUCUGGAACCUGCUCCUGAACCGCCACCUCGCCAGCUGCCUCUGCGAGUCCAUCAGGAGCAUGAGGAAGCAGCUGGAAGGGAACCACAACUGGGACCUGGACCACGUUAUGAAGAGCAAGACGAUUCGGGAAUUCGAUUCGCGGUUCACGGCGGUCCAGUUCGGGUUCCGGGACGUGGAGGACUACUACCGCACAGCUUGCCUGCACGACAAGCUCCACCUCAUCCGCGUGCCGCUCGUCUGCCUCUCCGCCGCCGACGACCCCUUCCAGCCCCUGCAAGGCAUCCCAGUCGAGGCCGCCAAGAAGUCUAGUCACGUGGCGAUCGUGGUGACCUCUCGCGGCGGGCACAUCGGCUUCAUGGAGGGCGUCAUCCCCACCAACACCUACUACAGCGACCGCCUCUACAAGCAGCUCGUGUCCGGCGUGUUUUCCAACCUCGACCACAUGCAGGACGUGCAGGCCGAGGCGAUGAAGAACGCCAAGCCCGCGAUGGGGGUGCCCGCUGACGAGGAGCAGUACGAGGCCCCGAAAGUACCUGCCACAGCAUCACCCUUGUCAUAAUGCUUUCCACGCCCUAGCUUAUUAUUAUUGUUAUUAUUAUUAUUGAUUGUAUUCGCUAGGUAAAAGCUGAAUGUACAGUCGGCAAAAGAAAUAUCGAACACCCAUCGGUCGAUUGCAUAUAAUUUGAGGAAUAUCUAUAAACUGUGUUGGUUCGGUUAGCUUCAAACGGUCCAUGGGUGUUCAUACUUUUUUGCCGACUGUACGUACGAUAGCGAUUCUAUAUUAUUAAAUCCGUGGCCGAUCUCUUCCCCGCGCACUUCGGUUACCGUCGCAAAGUAAUGUUUCGUGAGGCAUCAAGCGAACUGUCCAGGAAAUCGCGGUGACUCGAGGUACUCUCCCAGCCAACACCUUACCACUUUAUAGCUAGACCUUUACGUAACCUGCGUCGGGCUAGCACGUGUGUAAUUAACGAUAAUGAGUACAAUUAGAGCAAUAAAAGGGCUUACUUAUUUUCUACUCUACUGAUAACGAACGAAACUUGGCUGUUGUAGAAAUCGGCUCUUUGAAUCACACAACGGAGAACAAAAACUCAGGACACUUCCGUUGCCAGUAUGAAGUUGAAUCACCAUUCCCCUCUCUUCUCGUUUCUUCUCUUUUUCUCCUCUUCUUUAUUUUCCCUUUUUUUUCCCUUUUUUUUAUCUUUCCUCCUCUCUUCUCUCAUUUCUCUGCCUUGGUAAUUUGAUAUUUCAUUGAGAUUCCACUUUAGUCCUUUUUGUAAUGCUGAACGUAACUUUCUCUUCUUUUCUUCCGCAUUCUCUGCCUCAGUUAUUUAAUAUUCCGUAUAGAUUUCACUCGUUCAGUUUAUGUAAUAUUGAACGUAACACUCCCGGUGCGUCAUGUAUGUUGUAGUUAAUUUAUGUAUGGGCGUUUAUGUAAUAGUUUUACCAGUGUUGUCCACAAUACGAGCCACAGACACAGCGAACACAGGUGCACAAGGUGAGAAAAGAGCAGUCAUAGAAAACCAAGGAUAUAUAUAUAUGUAGCAACUAGUCACAAAUAUGUCCAUUCGUAAUUCAAUGAUUGGUGGAUUGGUUGAAGGUGUGACGCAAGGCUGCAACGGAGGUUGAUAUGGUUUAGAAGUGCAGAUGAGUGAAUGGAACAUGCUAUACAAGUUCUACCGUGCACAAAGUUACUACUGAUUGGGAAGUAAGCCAGUGGAGGUUUUAGAUUCACUGCCGAACUUGUCACUUUAUAAAACACUGCCGCUGUGUGAAGUGUCGGUUAUACGCUCAUGGCUGUAACUGAACCGAAAUCACGCCUGUAUGGAUAUCUACACACACUGAGAAGGCUUUGAUGUAUUUAAAAGCGUUAGAACUGAGUACGAUUUCUGCUUUAUUAUUAUGUCAUGUGUUCCUACGCUUAUUCGUCUUCUGGUAGUGUAGGCUUGUUACAGACAUUAGGGAAGGAAGGGAUGCAGAGUAAUGAAGCAACCGGUUCCUCACGAUUGCACCCGUAGCGCUAUGAUUUUAUGUUUAUGAGAAAUACUAGCCAUAGGUUAAAGAGUAGUAUUGGGAGAGUGAAGGAUUCUGAAAUGAAAAGGGAAAAACAAGAAAAUAAUAAGUAAAUGAGAAAUGGAAGACGAUGCAAAGUAAAAUAGAAAUAUCAGCAAUGAAAAUGCUGAAUGUGCACAUUAACCGAAGUGAAUACAAUGAGUCCGGAGAUUACAAAUAUGAAUUAGCAGUAAGAGAAAAAAAAAACGGGAAGCUGGUAUACAUAAAGUGAUCGAACAAAAGGAUACGAAAGCCAUGUUGAGAGGUAAUAAGGUCGGUAUUAUGAGACAAUUUCGCUUCUCGCAUCAGCUAUUUAUAAGGUCAAAGAGAGGAUCAGUAAAGUUCUAAUGAGUGUUUUUAUUUAGGUUUGUGCCACUGAAGAAGGGUCAAACUACCACCAGGGUCAUAAAAGUACUCCUGGAAAUGCCCCAAACUCCUACGAAAGCCUUGUCAAAUGUAUGUACUUGGGCGACGAAAUGUUUAGUAAUACGGACCUAAGUUAGUAAGAAUCGAGGGAGCGGUGCAGCAGCUUCCUCGAGGAGUAGUGGAGUGUGUGGGGUGAAUAUCAAUGCAAUAAAUACGUCAGACGGGGUUUGCUUCUCAAUUGCCAUGAGGAGGAACGCUUGGCUAGGGACGUGCUAGUCGCUGCGAAGCUUCUAACGUUGUAGGAAUCACAGGCGUCGUUAGCUUGCAGGAAGUAUACGAACAACUCUAUUCUAAACUCUCCAACUCGCGUUUUCCAUAGUAUGCAUUUAUUUUUUUCAUCACAGUUUUAAGGCCACACAUCCUCGAGUAGGUGAUGUACAUGAAGUAGUGUGUAUGACUCAUAACUUCAGAUCAGUUUGUUAUUACAUCAUCAUGUAGGCUAAGUAGGAACUCGUUGUUAUUUGUUACUACAAGAAAGUCAUGGAAUACACCGAAAUAUUUAUGGA
Molecule: messenger RNA, 4912 nt
Organism: Eriocheir sinensis (Chinese mitten crab)
Lineage: Eukaryota; Metazoa; Arthropoda; Malacostraca; Decapoda; Varunidae
Product: phospholipase ABHD3-like
Exons: 7
Coding region: 1222-2490 (422 amino acids)
Biological process (GO): medium-chain fatty acid catabolic process; medium-chain fatty acid biosynthetic process
Molecular function (GO): monoacylglycerol lipase activity; acetylesterase activity
Source: RefSeq, a predicted model, not a curated record